Molecule: messenger RNA, 1204 nt
Organism: Cantharellus anzutake
Lineage: Eukaryota; Fungi; Basidiomycota; Agaricomycetes; Cantharellales; Hydnaceae
Exons: 8
Coding region: 211-1188 (325 amino acids)
Source: RefSeq, a predicted model, not a curated record
CAGGCAAGCGUUAUCGCAGGAUAAUUCCGCCAGCGGUUCGCCACGCAAGCCAAAGUUCACUUCGACACUGAAUGUCAAACUCCGACUCUGAGUACUGUUCAAGCACUUGCUAUCCUGUCUUGUUUUCACAGCGGGGCUGCCGAGUUAGUUCUCAGCUUCACAUACUUAGGCACGGCAAUCCGUGUUUCCCAAGCUCUUAAUCUAGAAAACAUGAAAGUGGCAACUUCACCAAAUGAUAUCGAUUAUCAGCGUGCUUGUAUUUUCUGGAGCUUGUAUUCACUCGAUAAAUGCUGUAGUUUAUAUGUUGGGCGACCCCAGACCCUUUUCCCUUGCUUUGAAGGGCCGUAUCAACCUCCUGGGGCUCCCUCAAUUGACUACGGUGUGGAUGUUGGCAUGGAAUGGUUGCAACCCCCAGUGCUUGGUGUUUCAGGACCACUAAAUGCUGCGUUUAUUUGGCACACUAAAAUAAUGCGUAUCAUUUCAUCGGCCAUGAAGCUUCUGUAUGGCAAAAAUGGUGUCUGCAAUUGCAUGAUCGACAUUCGCCAUGUCGAGUAUUUGAGUGGACAGUUGGAACGAUGGAAACGGGAUCUGCCUGGUUCUCUUCGCAUUGAUGUGAAAGAUCCCAAUCUUCUUGUCACCCCUGAAGUGACAAUGGUCAAUCUUGUGGGCGAAUGGAUGCACAUACUCCUAUACCAGCCCUUUUAUCAAGACCGUUCCAGCAUUCGUUAUGUGACCAGUUCCGUGCAUCAGAUUGGUUUCUCUGAUCAGGAUCAUACGCGCGUCUCACAACUUCGUGAUCAAGCAUUCAAGACUGCCACACCCGCUGCUGAGCGGAUCCUCAUGUUGCUGAACAGAUUUGACUCUCAACAUGGCCUUGACAAAAUGGACAAUACCUCCGUUCAGAUAGCCUAUGUUGCGGGGAAGAUCCACUAUCUAGGAAUCCUCGACAGCACUUCCGCCACCUAUGGAUGCACCCUCCCCAAAGAUGGAAUGAUGAAGGCCAUUCAACUCCUCAGGAGGAUGGGCAGUAUCUGGAAAUCUGCGGUGGCAUCAGCGAACAGACUUGAGGAACUGUACACAGCUGCUUGUAGGGAUGCGUCAAGGGAAAACUCAACAUCUUCAUUGUUGGUGCGACUCACACCAACAAUAAAGAGUGAAACCACCGCCCUCAAAGCAGAGCCCGCGUAAGCAAAUUAGGUGCACG